AUUUAUUUAGCAUACAAGAUUCUAUAGAAUCCAUGUCUUUAUCAAUAGACGCAACAGAAAAGACGGAGGAAAACUCAGGGCAAAGGCAGAGGCGAAAGCGGCAAAGAUCGAGGCAGAAGCACUGACAUGGGUGUGUCGUGGAAUUCUGUGUUUUUGGAGACAUUUUAUCAGAUUCUCGGAUGGUUUGCGUUCAGCGUGUGGUCCUUCAGUUUCUAUCCGCAGGUUCUUCUCAAUUACCGUCGUAAGAGUGUGGUGGGAUUGAAUUUGGACUUCUUGGUGUUCAAUCUGACCAAGCAUUCCUCGUAUCUGAUAUACAACGCAGCGUUAUUCUUCAGCCCUGUAGUGCAGCGGCAGUAUCACCAAAAAUAUGGCUACAACGAGGAGAUUUCAGGUACGAAGUCGCAUGAGUGCGAGGUUCGUCAUCACCUGGUUUUGCAGAGAAUUUUGGGUCAACUCUUCCAUAUAACCCAAUUUGAGAAAUUUGGAGAGGGGGGACAAAUUUGGAGAAGAUUUUGGUUGGGGAAGGAAAAAUGGGAGGAAUUGGGAGCUGAAAAUUGGGGCUCUCCUUCAGCCAUUCCGGGAUUGCAUUUUAAGAUGAUUCCUGUAGCUCCAAAUGAUGUUGCUUUCUCAAUUCAUGCAGUACUUCUUACAGCCUUCACCAUAUAUCAAGUUUUUAUCUAUGAACGAGGAACACAAAAAGUUUCGAAGACAUGCAUAGGGAUCACUGUGGCAGUGUGGGGUUAUGCUGCAAUCUCUUUAAUCAUAGCAUGGCCUGAUGGAUCAUGGCUUUGGCUUGUUACUUCUUUCAACCUAAUCCAAGUUGUCAUGACUGCUAUCAAAUACAUUCCUCAGGCAUGGAUGAAUUUUACAAGGAAGAGUACAGAAGGAUGGAGCAUUGGGAACAUUUUAUUGGAUUUGUCUGGUGGAAUUGCAAACUUUAUGCAGAUGGGCGUGCAAUCUAUUGAUCAAAAUUCCCUGAAGAACUUCUAUGGAAAUAUAGGGAAGCUGCUUCUUUCAUUGGAAACGAUUAUGUUUGAUAUAAUUUUCACGUUGCAACAUUAUGUGUUCUAUCUCAAGACAAAGGUGGAAGAAGAUAAAAUCCCUAAUGAAGAUGCUCUGGCAAGACUGUUAAAUGAAUCAGCAAAAGAAAAUGACGAGAAAAUUUAAUUUGGUGGACUUAUUUAUUUGCUUCAUUGUAUUAUAUUGACACACACAAUAAUUGACUUGUAAGCGAGUUAUCAACCAUACACAACUAUUUGCUUUUUUAUCAUAAAAAAGUUAAAAACAGUUGUGUGGCCUUAUCUAGCCGCAAUCAACUGUGACGAUACUAAAUUUUAUUAGAGUCAAUAUGGAUUGGUUAGCUGCAUUAUUAUUCAGAAACAUGGAUGCUCCUUACUAUCAUGAUUCUAAAAAGUCUCUAUUCAAAUUGCAUUUGCAAAAAAAUACUUCAACAUUGUUAUAAAGCUGGUUAUUAAUGAUAUGAAUGCACAAUGCAUAUUCAGUGCA
Molecule: messenger RNA, 1506 nt
Organism: Cryptomeria japonica (Japanese cedar)
Lineage: Eukaryota; Viridiplantae; Streptophyta; Pinopsida; Cupressales; Cupressaceae
Product: cystinosin homolog
Exons: 11
Coding region: 127-1167 (346 amino acids)
Biological process (GO): L-cystine transport
Cellular component (GO): vacuolar membrane
Molecular function (GO): L-cystine transmembrane transporter activity
Source: RefSeq, a predicted model, not a curated record